AUGUCUACCCACGAGCAUAAGAGAGUUUAUGGAACACAAUACGGAAUACCUGACGACGAUGAGCUCAGCUCAGACGCCCACAGUGGUGAAGAGGAUGAUUGGAAAGCCAUCGAACGGCUUUCGCUGGAAGAUGCGAAAAAACGGAAGCACGGUGAGCUCCUCGUAGCUUCGACAUUGGCGGGAAAUAUCCGCCGGAGAGUCUCUGAGAUUGAAGAAGUUGGGCUCGAAGAGUUGAAGGCGCAAAAGCAGAAAGAGAUAAAUGAAGCGAACAGAAAAGCGUUUGACGCUCAGUGGGCCCUCAUCGAAGUCGAAGACUGGGGGUUAGCGAUUAGAGAAGGCUUGCUGCCUGACGGAACCCCAUUGCAGUUCAGCAAUCACUUCAUCACGCACCUGAAGAGAGCCGUCGAGGCGGCCGAAGCUGCCAUGGCCCUCGCUAAAAUCGCGCUCACAGCUACUCUUCAUAUUUCAUAUUUAGGACUGCUCUCUCGAACUUCAUUCGACCUUCUCGGGGUGCCAUUUUCGAACUUGACAAAGACCUACGAAUGCCUCACGAAGGAACUCCAGGGAUUGGAGAAAAGAAUAAAGAUGUGGAGGGAAAUUGCCGACAAUCGCGGUGUCCCGGUGGGCAAAUGGAAAGGCAGCGCCUCCGAUGUGGAAUUCGACCCAAUGGCAAAUCCCUCGGAUCCGUUUUUUGAAGCGGACGAGGAGGUUCGUAAGAUUCUAACAGAAGAACUUGAGCAAACCAUAAAUAGUGCCACCACAAUUGAUGGAAAGCGCGUUGACGGUAAGGCGAUCCUGGAUCGGUAUUUCAAUUAUUUGAACCAGUAUCGUGACAACUUCUACGCAGCCGUGGGAACGCCAGAGGAAAAGAAGAACAAGCUCCCGAAAAAAGAAAUCGAAAGGAGAGUAGCUGAAAGACAGGAGAAAAGACUUCAAGCGGCCAGAGAGGAAAGGGCCAAGAGAAAGCGGCUUCAGGAAAUCAACGAGAAGAGAAAGGCGAUGAUCGAGGAGAGAAAGGAUAUCAUCAGAAAGGCAGAGAUAGACCGUAAAGACUACGAAGAGAGAAAACGAAAGAGGGAAGCGGGGAGCAAAGAGGAGUUGAGGCUUGGAUUCUAUACACCAAUCGAAGACGAGCCAGAUUUCAAGCGGCUUCAGACUAAGCUACUAAAGACGCCGGAGCCACCAAAGCCACCAAAGCCAGUAACGCCAGUAACGCCAGUGGCACCAGUGGCACCGGAAACACCACCGCAAACACCAAAAUGGGCACUUCCGCCACGACCUUGGCCGAUACCCGAACCAGGAACUGGACCGGUUGAGCCGGCUGAGCCUGUUAAGCCUGUUAGACCGACACCAAAAAUGCCAGACUGGCUCGCAAAACUCGUGCGUGGCGAAAGGGCUGAAUGA
Daldinia vernicosa is the source of this 1404-nucleotide messenger RNA. RefSeq lists its product as uncharacterized. The transcript has a single exon. Lineage: Eukaryota; Fungi; Ascomycota; Sordariomycetes; Xylariales; Hypoxylaceae. The coding region runs from base 1 to 1404 and encodes 467 amino acids. The record is from RefSeq and is a predicted model, not a curated record.